UAUUAAUCCUAAAUACCUAAUCAAUUUUUUUUAUUUUAAAUAACAAUUAUUUAGUGGUAAAAAAUGUUUUUAUGAACUGAAAAUUUGAUUGUUCUAUUUUAUUUAUUGUUAGUGAUUUGAUUACUACACAAGGGUCGGAAAGAGGUGUAUGUGAUAUAGGAUUCGGAAAAUAUAUUUUUUGCAUCAACAAUUAUGGAUACUACAAAUGAAAAAUCAAAUGGGGAUGAAGAAUUUCGACCGGUUGUUUUACCUUUAACAAGCACGCAUGAUGGAUUAUUUAAAGAUAAAAAAGAUACAAACAGUGCUGUCGUGGAAUCACAACAAAAGCCCAUAAAAUAUCCGAAAUCAGUAUUUUUUGUUCUAUCAAAUGAAUUAUGUGAACGUUUCUCAUACUAUGGAAAUCGAACUAUACUUAUAUUUUUCCUAACGGAGCAAUUAAAACUAGGAGAUGAUUUAGCCACGACAAUAUUUCAUGCUUAUACCAUGAUGGUAUAUUUUUUUCCAAUUUUUGGUGCAAUGCUUGCCGAUAGUUGGUUAGGAAAAUUUAAAACUAUUUUUUAUUUAUCUGUUGUUUAUGCAAUCGGCAAUGCAACCUUAUCAGCAGCGUCUUUUCCAGCAUUUGGUGUUGAACCAAGUCGAUAUAUUACGUUUUUCGCUUUAUUAUUUAUUGCAAUUGGUUCUGGUGGUAUAAAACCCUGUGUGGCAUCUUUUGGUGGUGAUCAGUUUAUAUUGCCACAGCAAGAAAGACAGUUGGCGCAAUUUUUCUCAAUAUUUUAUUUUAGUAUCAAUGUUGGAAGUUUAAUUUCCACAUUUCUAACACCAAUUUUCCGUGAAGAUGUUCAUUGUUUUGGGGAACAAAAUUGCUAUCCUUUAGCGUUUGGUGUACCUGGUAUUUUAAUGGUUACUUCUCUAGUAAUAUUUCUGGUUGGACGACCCUUGUACAUAAUGAAAGAUCCCACUGGAAAUGUCGUUUUACAAGUUUUUAAAUGUAUGGGACAUGCAAUCUCUCGGCGUGGCUCGGUAAAAAAGUCACAACCAAGAGAUAAUUGGUUAGAUUAUGCAGAUGAUAAAUAUGAUCAAAAAUUUAUCGAAGAUGUCAAAGUUGUUUUACGGGUAUUGGUAUUGUUUGUUCCAUUGCCAAUAUUUUGGGCAUUAUUUGAUCAACAAGGAUCACGUUGGACGCUACAAGCAGCAAAUAUGAAUGGUGCUCUGGGUGAAUCGUUUGUGAUAAAACCUGAUCAAAUGCAAGUGAUUAAUCCAUUUUUAAUAUUGUCAUUAGUACCGUUAUUCGAUCGUAUUAUAUAUCCUGCAUUUUCUAAAUGUAAUUUACUUACAAAACCUUUAACAAGAAUGUUAGUGGGUGGUUUAUUGGCUGCAUUGGCAUUUAUUAUUUCUGGAACUUUGGAACUAGCAAUACAGAAACAAUACGUUUAUAAACCAAGCGCUGGAUUUAGUGAAUUACGUAUUUAUAAUGGCUACAAUUGCCCAAUUAAUUUAAAAUUAAAUGGCACUAUUACAGCAAAUAUUGAAAAACUAGAUUAUUAUACAUUAAAAGAUAUAGAAGUAUCAGCCUUAGGUUCAUCAUUCGAUUGUACAAUAGAAUGUGAUUGCUGUGAAACAAAAAAACUCGAGACGAGCUUAUUUGCUUUUUCGAAAAGUCAAUCAUCAUAUUUCUAUGAACGUAAUCGGUUUGGAAAUACGUCGGAUGCGAUGUACUUUGAUGAUGAUACAACUAAUUUAAAAGGUGAAACAAAACUCAGGGUACUUUUAAAUUCUAAUAAAGAGCAUAAUAUAACAGUCAAGCAUGGAGAUAGUGUUUUUGCUCCUGAAAAGGAAGAAGAUUAUGGAUCGUAUAAUUUAUCAAUGCAAGUAUCAUUACCAGUAAAUAGGUAUGAUAUUUACGUAGAUACCGAGCGUGUUGUAACAAACGUAAAAUUUGAAGCUGGUGGAGUUUAUGUAGCUAAUAUCUACCAUGACGUCGAUUCUAAUAAAUUUGUAUCCAAAAUACUGGAAGUAAAGACGCACAAUGAAGUACAUAUGUUAUGGUUACUUCCUCAAUACAUAUGUAUAACAACAGCCGAAGUUAUGUUUUCAGUAACUGGUUUAGAAUUUGCAUAUUCACAAGCUCCAGUAUCAAUGAAAGCUUUGUUACAAGGAUUUUGGUCACUAACGGUUGCAUUUGGUAAUUUAAUUGUAGUCAUAAUUGCUGGUGCUAAAAUUUCUGAUUCUCAAGCGGUGGAAUUUUUCUUCUUCGCAUCGUUAAUGAUAAUUACAAUGAUUGUAUUCUUUUUCCUUGGCCGUGCAUACAAAUAUAUUGAAUUUGAUCAAGUACCUACUGAAGAUGAUUUACAUAACGAAAAGAAAAUAUCGGGUAUUGAUAAUGUGAAUUUUAAAGAUGAUCAUCUGUAGUAAUCAAUCAAUCAAGUUUUUAAACAUCCCAUCAUUUUUAAAUAUCAUUACUGUUCAAGAACAUAAUUCAUACGUUUAUUU
Molecule: messenger RNA, 2490 nt
Organism: Chrysoperla carnea
Lineage: Eukaryota; Metazoa; Arthropoda; Insecta; Neuroptera; Chrysopidae
Product: peptide transporter family 1-like
Exons: 11
Coding region: 193-2409 (738 amino acids)
Biological process (GO): transmembrane transport; oligopeptide transport
Cellular component (GO): membrane
Molecular function (GO): dipeptide transmembrane transporter activity
Source: RefSeq, a predicted model, not a curated record